Molecule: messenger RNA, 737 nt
Organism: Gongylonema pulchrum
Lineage: Eukaryota; Metazoa; Nematoda; Chromadorea; Rhabditida; Gongylonematidae
Source: the annotation of a GenBank genome assembly
UUGUUAUGUUUUGGAUUUCCAGGUAAAACAAAAGUAUUUUUGCGUGAGGAGCUUCGUGAUCGGCUCGAAACUCGACGUGAUUCCUUGUUGGAACAGAGCGCUACUGUAAUACAGAAAAAUGUGCGCAAGUGGCUGGCUGCAAAGAAAUUUGCAGAGCAGCGACGUGCAACUGUGGUACUUCAGUCGGGGCUGCGAGGAUGGCGCGCAAGACGUGAAGUGGAUCGUCGCCGAAAAGAGCUUCGUAGAGCAAUUGACAUGGAAACUCGCAAAACACGUCGACUGAAUUUGUAUGCAGAAGCGGAAGGAGGUGUAAACAGUGAUGCAGCGGCCAAAGAAAAUGGUGCAGCAGCGGCCCAGUCAUCAUCUUUGGCUGCUGUUCAGUACCUGGAUCUGCCAGUGAAUGUUAAAAAACAGUUGGCCAGUGAAACGAUGUUAAGCAGGAUGACAGAUAUUCGGACUGUACACCAUUAUAUUCCAUUCAACAAACGUAUUGGUAAACCACUGCAACUUCCUGUGCAAACGCUCGAACAAUUCGCUGAACGCAAUUUUAAGGGUCACAUAUUAGAAGUGCGUCGCGAGCCGAUCGCUAGCCCGUUCCUGCACAAGGAUACUGAGGAUGAGUAUUCAAAAUCACUAGAAAUGUUUGCGAUGAUUCUUCGCUACAUGAAUGACACGCAGCUGAAUUGCGAGCAGCUGGCAAUACUUGGAAAAGCGAUCAUUCAGAUGCUCAUCUAGGC